Trichoderma virens Gv29-8 is the source of this 2714-nucleotide messenger RNA. RefSeq lists its product as uncharacterized. The coding region runs from base 1 to 2028 and encodes 675 amino acids. Gene Ontology annotation, biological process: intra-Golgi vesicle-mediated transport. The record is from RefSeq and is a predicted model, not a curated record. Lineage: Eukaryota; Fungi; Ascomycota; Sordariomycetes; Hypocreales; Hypocreaceae. The transcript is spliced from 2 exons. Gene Ontology annotation, cellular component: COG complex.
AUGGCUUUGGCAAAUAGUCUCAAUCUUCAUCAUGGCCUAUUACCUACCCCAUCAAGUACUCCUAGUGGGAAAGGAGCUGAUCUUAUGGUCCUAAAAGUUGCAUCUGUGCUUUCCACUUCUUACUCUGACAACGACUUUCGCGAUGCCAUUCUCUUAGCCGAUCAGCGGUUCGUUGGGAGCAGUGCGAAGACUAGGCGCCUCCUUCGCCUAGAUCUCCUGGGAGAAGCAAUUAGCUGCAAUGGCGAAAUUGUUAAAGAAAUGGGCGCGGUUGCAGAGCGACUGAAACUCGUCCGAGGAGUAGUUGAAAGGUUGAACUCUCGGAUUGAAGAUAUAAAACGCCAGAUCGAUUUGGCUCAUGACCGAACCGCGCCAGCAUUGCAAGGCAUGUCAUCUCUUUUCGAGCAGCGAAUGGAAAUAGAGAGGAAACAAGAGACUUUAAGUGCCGUUGAAAGUUAUUUUGUCAUGACAGAAGACGAAAUUGACUCCCUUACUUCAACUAUGAAACCAGUUGAUAGUGCGUUUUUCACUAACCUGCAAAAGGCGAAGAAGAUCACUCUUGGGUGUGACAUACUGCUCGGAUUUGAAAACCAGACCCUCGGCUUGGAGUUGAUCGAUCGGACGUCUGUGCAUGUAAAUAUGGCCUUCCAAAAGCUUUACAAGUGGGUUCAACAAGAAUUCAGGACGCUGAAUUUAGAAAAUCCCAAUGUGAAUCCUUCCAUGAGACAAGCUUUACGGGUUCUUGCAGAAAGGCCUUCUCUCUUCCAGAAUUGUCUAGACUUUUUUGCGGCAUCCAGAGAACGAUUUUUGUCUGAAGCCUUUCACAGUGCGCUUACCGGCAUUACAUCACAAGGUACCGAAGAUGCUACGACUAGGCCCAUUGAUUUAACAGCACAUGAUCCUCUGCGCUAUGUCGGCGAUAUGUUUGCUUGGGUUCACUCUGCCACGGUGGGUGAGCGAGAAGCCCUUGAAACGCUUUUUGCUGUCGACAAAGAUGACGUAUUCCAUACAUCGACAUCAAGUCCAAACGCAACCCUGUGGAAUCUACCAGCGGAUGAGGCUUCCGAAGGCACUGAUUUCAAGGUCCUUGAAGCUCUUAGCCACCUAAUGGACCGUAAUUUCUCACCCGUUGUUCGAAUAUUACGCCAGCGGGUGGAGCAGGCAAUACAAUCGAAUGAAGAUGUCAUUCCUGCCUACAAGAUAUCUACGCUUCUGAACUUCUACCGGGCUACAUUUGAAAAACUCCUGGGUGCAGGAUCCGGCUUAGAAGAUUGUACAGGAGGUCUUGAGAAAGUAGCCAAGCGACAGUUUCGAUCCCUUGUCAGGGAUAACAUUUUAUCCAUCCAAGGGGAAUUCCAGCAAGUUCCUUCGAACCUAGAGCCCCCACGAUUCCUUCAGGACGCCUUUAAACAGCUUGGUACCAUCCUUCAGACGUACGAAUCCUCUUUGUCUAUGUCUGCAGAUUCUGGUAGCGAGGUUCAGAGUAUAUUGUCACAAGCUUUUGAUCCGUUUAUGUCUGGCUGUGAGGAGAUAGCGAAGCCUAUGGCAUAUCCCGAGGGUGGAAUAUUCCUCGUCAAUUGCAAACUCGCGGCAACUCUUUGCCUUGGCACCUUUGAAAGCACUGUUUCCCGAGCAAGUAUGAUUCGAGAAGAUAUUUCAAGGGAUGUCCAGAACUUGGUUGAUAACCAACACAGUGCAUUUCGCCAGAAAUCGGGGUUGGAUGCCCUGCUGAACUACCUAGAGAAUGGUAAACUUGCUGAGAUAAAUCAAGCUUCUGUUAUUCAAGCAAGCCAGGAGCUAGACGAUUUUCUUCCUUCCGCAUUGAUGGAUGCAAUGGACAGGUUGAAGGGGCUACAAGAUUCAGAAAUAGCUCGUGAUAUUAUAGAACAGGCAGCUGAAAAGUUCUGUGCUGAUUUUGAGAGAUUGGAAGAGGCUACUGGAAGCCAGAGCGGCGAUGAAGACGUAUCCAGUCCAUAUGGCGGCUUGAGGUUUUCAAGGACAUCGGCUGAAAUUCGCGUGCUCCUCUCUUGAUACCGCAAAUAUGAUGAACUCAAAAACAAUAUACCUACUACUACUAUAAUAUAUUAAUUACUCUGAAAGCGCAGGUUUCACUCUGUACGAAAUUACAUCAUAGUCUUGAGCAUUAUCAAGGAGUUUUAACAUUUGUGCAACUCCUGUGUUAAGAAUAGCUUCACAUAUGUCCACGUAAUAAACUUGAAUAUCACUAUACCUUACCUCCUGGUUUCCACGCUGGACCGCAAAGACUCAACGCUAGGCCGUACGGAACUACUCGAGCUGCGUCGGCGGCGUACUCUCUGCUCCCACGGCUCAGAGGGAUGCAGUCCCGUAGAUUUGGCAAAUAUGUUGAGAAUAUCUGUUAGCGAGACGACUCCAAUGAGUUUGCCCGACAAAAGAGCGCCAGCCAUCGUAGCCGCCGGAACUGUGACUGCAGGCACAGCAGAUGGAAUCGUUCCUGGAGCCAUCCCGCCUGAUGCAGAAGUCUGUGAUGUGGUCAUUGGUGUCGUAGGCGUUGAUAGAGGCGACGAUUGUGGUCCUGCAUCGACAAUCCACAUUCGAUGCGAUUUUGUUGCCACCAGUUUGGCUACGGUAUGUGCCAAUGUGGAGUAAGGGUUUACGUAGAAAACAGGAUAGACAUCUUGUCCCCUUUCCACCCCUUUUUCGUUAAGAAUGAUGGAAAUGAAGUGCAUACAAGAAUU